This is a messenger RNA of Dipodomys spectabilis (banner-tailed kangaroo rat), 2317 nucleotides long. It is a transcript of the gene Slc25a44, whose product is annotated as solute carrier family 25 member 44. Gene Ontology annotation, biological process: transmembrane transport; branched-chain amino acid catabolic process. The record is from RefSeq and is a predicted model, not a curated record. Gene Ontology annotation, cellular component: mitochondrion. The coding region runs from base 171 to 1115 and encodes 314 amino acids. Lineage: Eukaryota; Metazoa; Chordata; Mammalia; Rodentia; Heteromyidae. Gene Ontology annotation, molecular function: branched-chain amino acid transmembrane transporter activity. The transcript has 4 exons.
UCCGGUUCCGGCAGCACUGGCAUCUCUGGCGAGAUGGAGGAAGAUGCGACCCGAAGCCGGCUGUCGCCUGGAAUGGAGGGUGUACCAGGAGCUGCGGCCUAGAAGUUUCGGCUUGGAGUUCUCCUCAGACUCAGUGGAACCUCCUGGGUCUGAGAAGGUCUUCAGGCACAAUGGAGGACAAGCGCAACAUCCAAAUCAUUGAGUGGGAACAUCUGGACAAGAAGAAGUUCUAUGUGUUUGGUGUGGCAAUGACAAUGAUGAUCCGUGUUAGUGUGUACCCAUUCACCCUCAUUCGCACCCGGCUGCAGGUUCAGAAGGGCAAGAGCCUCUACCAUGGGACCUUUGAUGCCUUCAUCAAGAUCCUUCGUGCAGAUGGCGUGACAGGCCUAUAUCGGGGGUUCCUGGUCAAUACCUUCACACUUAUCUCCGGCCAAUGUUAUGUUACUACCUAUGAGCUCACUCGAAAAUUUGUGUCUGACUAUAGCCAGAGCAACACAGUCAAAUCACUCGUGGCUGGUGGCUCAGCUUCCUUGGUGGCCCAGAGCAUCACCGUGCCCAUUGAUGUAGUCUCCCAGCACCUGAUGAUGCAGCGCAAGGGUGAAAAACUAGGCCGCUUCCAGGUGCGUGGGAACCCAAAGGGACAAGGGGUUAUUGCUUUUGGCCAAACUAAAGACAUCAUCAGGCAGAUCCUGCGGGCUGAUGGGCUUCGAGGCUUCUACCGAGGCUAUGUGGCAUCACUGCUUACCUAUAUCCCAAACAGUGCCGUCUGGUGGCCCUUUUAUCACUUCUAUGCAGAGCAGCUCUCGUACCUGUGUCCUAAGGAGUGCCCUCACAUUGUCUUUCAAGCCGUCUCAGGGCCCAUGGCUGCAGCCACUGCCUCCAUCAUCACCAAUCCCAUGGAUGUCAUCCGAACUCGUGUGCAGGUUGAAGGCAAAAGCUCUAUCAUCUUGACCUUCAGACAGCUGAUGGCCGAAGAGGGGCCUUGGGGCCUCAUGAAAGGUCUUUCAGCACGAAUCAUCUCAGCAACCCCCUCCACCAUCGUCAUUGUUGUGGGCUACGAGAGCCUCAAGAAACUCAGCCUCCGACCCGAGUUGGUGGACUCAAGACACUGGUAGCCAGUGGUGGGCAGAGAAGCCUGCUGUUUCCCACACUAAUCUGGGCCAGGACAGAGCAGGAAAGAUAGUGCCAUCUCUUUAAUGCUUCCACCACAUGCCCAGCCCUGCCCUGGGAUAGGUGGCCUGUCUGGAACAGGGCAGAGCUGUUGGACUGCUCUUGCUAGAAAGGAACCAUGCCUGGCUCACUUGCCCUCACUAUUUUUGUUUUUCCUGCUGAACUGCGCUUCUUCACUCACCCCUGUACUCAAUUGUGGCCUGAAGACCCCACCCCAUCCUUACCCCUACCCUGCAGGCCCAUCUGGUUUCCUUUUCCAUCUCUCCCUGAGGCUCCAGGAAGAGCUGUACAUAGAGAGUUUGUUUCCCACCACUGACUCUUCCUAGUCAGCUUUCAGCCCCCACUAAGCUCUGCUUCAUCAGGUAUACUUGCUUAUUUUAAUUUGGAACUGAGCUGCCCUCUGGACUACUAGUACCACUUUUCCUUGCUUCUUGAGGGCAAGUUGCCUGGCACUUUUGUGCAGGGGAUAGGAGCAGCAAUGUUCCUGGCUCUGCAGAGCCCUCUUCCUUUCUUUGGAGGAAUAACUAGGAUAGGAAGAAAUGUUAAUACUUUGUUUUAUGUGUGCAUUUCAUCUGUGAACCAGGCUACUGUCUUAAUCCUCCUAAACACCAAUCCUGCUGUCAGAGCCCACUCCUUCCAGAUAAGUGGGAAAAUGUGUGUAGCUUCUUCCUCAAUCCCAGUUCUUUAUAUGUUCAGCAUCCCUUCAGUGCUCCACCAGUCCUGGAAACCUUCAGGCAAUAUGAACUAUUGUCUUUCCUAGUCCCAGAUGGCUACCAUGGAAGGCACAGUUCUAAGAUCAAGCUGUAUGAGGUACACUGGACUUUGCACACCACCCUGAAAAGUGAGGUUGAGAGUAUUUGGUUUGGAAAGUGACGAGGAGUUGUAUGUUCCCUACCAUCUCUCCUCAAGCCAGCUGAGCCAGGACCAGGAGAGGGCAGUAGAGGUUCCCAGCCCUAGGCAGCCAUGACAAACAUACAUACCCCAGUCACUCAGACUCAACAGCAACAGAUUGUUGUCUUACAAUGUGAACCUCUGAGAUACCAAAUGUUUGUUUUUCUUCUCUCUGGAUGUGAAGAGUCGUCUCAGUCAUGGUACCUUAUGCUUGCAAGACAAUAAAGAACAGUUUGGGAAGUCACCCAAUCCAGGA